Molecule: messenger RNA, 1755 nt
Organism: Cercopithifilaria johnstoni
Lineage: Eukaryota; Metazoa; Nematoda; Chromadorea; Rhabditida; Onchocercidae
Source: the annotation of a GenBank genome assembly
AUGGCAGGAAUAAUGACAAAACCCACUAUUGCUGCACCAAAUUGGGAAAGGAAAGCUGACAGCAGUAGUAUAGUAACCGGCCGCGAAUUUGAACGAUUGAAAGAUGAAGUAGUGGAGGAGAUGUCGAAAUCUUUCCCAUUAACAGAUCAUCCAGCUCCAAUACAAGUCAUUGAAACUCUUGAUGAACAACACCAGUUUCGUUUGGAUGAAGGAGCGCUUGAAAAAGUCCUCCUGAGUCCAGAUGUUAUCGAUAAGAAAGUGUCUGUAAUCAGCGUGGCGGGCACGUUCCGGAAAGGAAAAAGUUUCCUUCUGAAUUUCUUUCUGCGUUAUCUGGGUGCCUCUGAAGAAAAGCGACGCUCUGGAGAUUGGAUUUAUGGUGGUGAUCGCUUGGAUGGAUUUAGUUGGCGAGGAGGUAGCGAACGUGAAACUAGCGGUAUUUUAGUAUGGUCACGACCGUUUAUUAUGCGCAAUCGAGAUGGUGAAGAUACAGCUGUUAUACUGAUGGACACUCAGGGAGCUUUUGAUAGCCGAAGUACAGUAAAAGACUGUGCUACCAUUUUUGCCCUUUCAACUAUGAUUUCUUCUUUGCAGAUUUACAAUUUGAGUCAAAAUGUGCAGGAGGACGAUUUGCAGCAUUUACAGUUGUUUACCGAAUACGGCAGGCUGGCAUUGGAAAACGCAUCAGCUAAGCCAUUCCAGUCGUUAUUAUUCCUUGUACGUGACUGGAGUUUCCCAUAUGAAGCAGAAUAUGGCUUCCAAGGCGGUGAACGAUUGCUUGAACGUCGUCUGCAGGUUUCCGAGAAACAACAUUCAGAGUUGCAACAACUUCGGCAGCAUAUACGUUCAUGUUUUGAGCAGAUAUCAUGUUUUCUGAUGCCUCAUCCUGGACUUCGAGUCUCUACAAGUCCAGUUUUCUGUGGACAAAUAAGUGAUAUUGAGAAUGAAUUUCAACAACAGUUACGUUCUUUUGUUCCGCGUUUACUAGACUGCAAUAAUUUGGUGUUAAAGCGAAUUAAUGGCCGAGAAAUAACUUGUCGCGAACUUGUAGAAUACUUCAGGGCUUACAUGACAAUAUUUCAAGGAGAAGACUUGCCAGAACCAAAAUCAAUGUUGAUGGCUACUGCGGAGGCAAAUAAUUUGGCAGCAGUUUCAACUUCCAAAGCGCAUUACGUGAGGAGAAUGGAAGAUGUAUGUGGUGGUGAUGCACCUUACAUGAGUUCAGCAGACUUGGCAGCAGAGCAUGAACGGUGUUACAAAGAGGCCAUUAAACUAUUCAAAGCAACGAGAAAAAUGGGUGGCGCAGAAUUUUCUGAACAGUUCUUAGAAAGAUUGCACAUUGAUAUUGAAGCAUGUUUUGAGCAGUACGAAAGCUUUAUUAAAGUGAAUAACAGUAAGAAUUUAUUCAAAUCGAUGCGAACGCCUGCUGUGUUGGUAACAUUUAUGAUCGUAGAUUAUGUGCUGCAAGAAUUUUUCCAAUUAAUUGGUCUGGAUACCAUCGCAGGCUUAUUUUCUGCUGCACUCUGUAUUGCUGUUGUUUCACUAAGUAUAUGGACUUACUCAAGAUAUAGCGGUAAUUUGAGAGAAGUCGGUGUUAUGGUUGACAAUGCAGUUACAUGGGCAUGGCAUAAUUUCUUGUCAUCAUUGACUCAAGAAAGCAUGCACCGUGCUGUUGCUAUUGGACAUCGAUUAACGCAGAACGGCACAGCAUUGCACGGCAGGCAUACAGGCGAUCGAAAAGAUAAUAAGAAUUCUUGA